AUGCCACAAGAUACAGAGACAAUGUAUUCUGGACGUGUUGUGAAUAAGGUUUAUAACCAAGAUUUCAUCAUUGAUAGAAGAUUCAAGAUAGUGAAAGAAUUAGGGCAUGGGGCUUAUGGAAUCGUAUGUUCGGCCAAGUAUGACGAUGGAUCUGAUAAUGAAGAUGGAAGCUAUGUAGCUAUUAAGAAGAUCACCAAUAUUUUCAGCAAGAAAAUAUUGUGUAAGAGAUCUUUGAGAGAAUUGAAAUUGCUACAAUUCUUCAGAGGACACAAGAAUAUUACAUGUCUAUAUGAUUUGGAUAUUAUUCCUAAUCCAAUAACCGGAGAAUUCAACGAAAUAUAUCUUUAUGAAGAAUUAAUGGAAUGUGACAUGCAUCAAAUCAUUAGAUCAGGUCAACACUUAACGGAUUCGCAUUAUCAAUCAUUCAUUUAUCAGACAUUGUGUGGUUUAAAGUAUAUUCAUAGUGCUGACGUCUUGCAUCGUGAUUUAAAACCAGGCAAUUUAUUAGUUAACGCUGAUUGUGAAUUGAAGAUUUGUGAUUUUGGAUUAGCAAGGGGGUUCCUGGAAUGUCCUGAGCAGAAUGUUGGGUUCAUGACUGAAUAUGUAGCAACUAGGUGGUACAGAGCUCCUGAGAUCAUGUUGAGUUUUACAAAUUAUACUAAAGCAAUUGAUAUCUGGUCAGUUGGUUGUAUAUUGGCCGAAUUAUUAGGAGGGAAACCAAUUUUCAGAGGUAAGGAUUAUGUUGAUCAAUUGAAUCAAAUUUUACUUAUUUUAGGAACCCCGAAGGAAUCAACAUUAACUAAGAUUGGAUCUGUCAGAGCUCAGAAUUAUGUGAGAUCCUUACCGUUUAUGCGAAAGGUUCAUUAUUCUGAAUUGUUUCCAACUGCAAAUCCGUUGGCUCUAGAUUUAUUGGAAAAAAUGCUCACUUUAGAUCCGUAUGAAAGAAUUACCGUUGAAGAAGCGUUAAACCAUCCAUAUUUAUCUGUUUGGCAUGAUCCACAAGAUGAACCAGAGUGUCAAAUAAAAUUUGAUUUCAAGUCGUUUGAAACUGUCGAUGAUAUGAAGUCAAUGAAAAAUCUUAUAAUUGAUGAGGUCAAGAAUUUUAGAGAUUUUGUCAGAAAACCAUUACAAGAACAACAGCAAAUUCAACUACAAAUGCAGAUACAGCAACAGGAAAGAGAGAAACAAAAAAAUGAUUCCAUGGAUUUAUCAACUCCAAUAAAUCAGCAACAAUUUAAUGAAAUGUUAAGUUCAAGUUCUAACUCUAACUCCAAUUCAAAUUCAAACCCAGAGACGGGGGUUAAUACAGACACUCCAAAGAUGACGAAUGAUAAUGACUUGCAGUAUUAUCAAUCUAUUCCAAAACCACAGGAACUUGAUGAAUUUACAUUUUCACAUAAUAGUAAGGGCUUAUCUCCGACAGAUAAUAAUGACAAUCAUACUGAUUUAUUUAGAUUGGAAGAAGAACUAGGGUUUGGCUUAGAUGGUGCUGGGAUGUUCAAUAAUAUUUAA
Messenger RNA from Debaryomyces hansenii CBS767, 1512 nucleotides. RefSeq names its product mitogen-activated serine/threonine-protein kinase (gene MKC1). Gene Ontology annotation, molecular function: MAP kinase activity; ATP binding. The record is from RefSeq and is a predicted model, not a curated record. Lineage: Eukaryota; Fungi; Ascomycota; Pichiomycetes; Serinales; Debaryomycetaceae. Gene Ontology annotation, biological process: intracellular signal transduction; protein phosphorylation. The coding region runs from base 1 to 1512 and encodes 503 amino acids. The transcript has a single exon. Gene Ontology annotation, cellular component: cytoplasm; nucleus.